Exophiala dermatitidis NIH/UT8656 is the source of this 2367-nucleotide messenger RNA. RefSeq names its product IdgA domain-containing protein. The coding region runs from base 1 to 2367 and encodes 788 amino acids. The record is from RefSeq and is a predicted model, not a curated record. Lineage: Eukaryota; Fungi; Ascomycota; Eurotiomycetes; Chaetothyriales; Herpotrichiellaceae. Gene Ontology annotation, molecular function: pseudouridylate synthase activity. The transcript has 3 exons.
AUGACACUGCUGCCUAGAAGGUUGUUGCGCCCGUCAACAACCCGAGGCUGCUUAAAGGCGGUCCUACCCGGUCGGCGAUAUCUUUCCGGCCGGGACAGGCUAUUUCGCGUCUCCGAGGAAGUGCAAGAUGCUCUGGCGACCGGGAAGCCAGUUGUGGCUCUAGAGACAACAAUCUACACCCACGGCUUCCCAUAUCCCGACAACGUCGCUUUGGCUAGUUAUCUAGAGUCACUGGUCCGUACCCAUGGCGGUGUUCCUGCAACGAUUGGCAUUCUGAAUGGCAGAGCGAUUGUGGGCUUGGAGCCGGAAGAGAUCAUACAGCUUGUUUCCACGGCGGGCAAAGAUGACACUUGGAAAGUGUCAAGACGAGAUUUGGGCUUCAUCGCCGGCCUGGGAUUGAGAGGCCAAAAACUCAAUGGCGGAACAACGGUUGCUGGAACCAUGCUUCUUGCUCAUUUGGCGGGGAUCAAAAUAUUCGCGACCGGUGGCCUUGGAGGCGUCCACAGGGGAGGAGAGGACUCAAUGGACAUUUCUGCAGACUUGACUGAACUAGGGCGUACCCCCGUCACUGUCGUCAGCUCAGGAUGUAAGAGCUUCCUCGACAUCCCUCGUACUCUAGAAUACCUGGAAACACAGGGCGUUGGUGUUGGGACUUUUGCCGAUGGCAGGACGGGCGAUGUGGACUUUCCUGCUUUCUUCUCACGAGAUAGUGGUGUCCGAAGUCCCAGAGUUGUUCUGGAUGAAGUUGAUGCUGCGGCCGUUAUCUACGCUCAAUCGCAAUUCCCGAUGCAUUCCGGAUUGCUCCUUGCCAACCCUGUUCCCGAACACUCGGCCAUGCCCAAGCAUGAGAUUGAUGCAAUCAUCGCCCAGGCUGUAGCGGAGGCUGAGGAAAAGGGAAUUCGUGGAAGCGCCAAUACUCCUUACGUCUUGAAACGAAUCCGCGAGUUGAGCAACGGUGCCAGCGUCAAGGCGAACAGAGCUUUGAUUGCAGACAAUGUUGUACGUGGAACAAAGGUUGCGGUGGAAUUGGCCAAGCUGGAACGACGUGACGGAGCAGCUCCCAAGCGAAGCUCUGCGAACGCUACAACUAUUGCUACACCAGCACGGCAAACAAAUUCUACGGAAACCAUUGAAAGCAGCAGCAGCUCCCGGACCGAAAAGUCAGCUCAAUCGGCGGAGAUACUGGUCGCUGGAUCACUCGCCAGCGACACGAUCUGCGACUACCAACCUUUCCAGGACACUUCCUCCCCGAUCUCGCCAGUCAUGCAUACUUCCAACCCUUCCAGCAUCUCUCAGUCCGCUGGCGGAGUUGGACACAACGUGGCAACAGCCGCCCACUUUGCUGGUGCGAGCGUAGCUCUGGCCAGCGUGGUAGCGGAUGAUAUUGCUGGUUCUUCGCUCCUCGAAUCAGUCAAAAACACCGGCCUCUCAACCGCGGAUAUCCUCCAGCUUGCUGCGGCGGAUGGUGCCAGAACCGCACAGUACGUGGCCGUCAACGACCGGAAUAAAGAUCUGGUCGUUGCGAUGGCAGAUAUGUCAAUUUUUGCUCAUCCAGAAUUGGAAAAGCAGGAAUACUGGACAGAAAAGAUGGAGCGGCGCAAACCAAAAUGGGUUGUCGUAGACGCCAACUGGUCUCCAGCUGUUCUUUCAUCCAUAUUUACCGCCGCCAAAACCCAUCAAGCCAUGCUAGCUUUCGAGCCCGUGUCAACGGCCAAGGCUACCCGGCUGUUCCACAAGUCCGUAUGGACAAAGACAGAUACAGAUUCUAUGGUCGUGCCCAAUCAUGUCGUCAGCCUCGCUUCUCCAAACAGCCUUGAGUUAACGGCGAUUUACAACGCAGCCAGAAACGAAAUGAUGUUUGAAUCGGAGCAAUGGUGGGGUGUUAUCGACAGCUUGGGCCUUUCCGGCUCCAGUUCGCGCGAUCGGUUGAUGGCGGUGGCUGGCCGUGACCUUGUCCAGGAGGGGAUCCCUCAGCAAUGUAUUCAGCUGCUGCCCUUCGUCCCCAACCUAGUGGUCAAACUCGGGCGCAAGGGUUGCUUGCUGGCGAACUUGCUUCGACGGGGAGACCCGAGACUAUCAAGCCCCGACUACGCGCCUUACAUAAUCUCGCGAACUCUGUCUCACGAGUCGCAAGUUGGAGGCGUAUAUAUGCGACUAAUGCCUCCCUCCGUGGAAGUCGAUCAGGCAGAGAUCGUCUCGGUCAAUGGGAUCGGUGACACAAUGCUAGGCGUCAUUGUUGCAGGUCUUGCAAACGGUCGGCUGCUUGAAGAGGUGGUACCCGUGGCUCAAGACGCGGCUGUACUUAGUUUGAAAUCCGCAGAGGCCGUGUCACCUGAAGUGCGAAGCAUACAAACGAGGCUCAAUUAG